Messenger RNA from Diaporthe citri, 657 nucleotides. RefSeq lists its product as uncharacterized. Bases 1 to 657 code for a protein of 218 amino acids. The transcript has 2 exons. NCBI's taxonomy places the organism in Eukaryota, Fungi, Ascomycota, Sordariomycetes, Diaporthales, Diaporthaceae. The record is from RefSeq and is a predicted model, not a curated record.
AUGUCCACGGAGCAGCCGCGGGAAACCCAGGAUGUUGAGGCGUCCGAUCCAGUCGGGCCUGCACAGCCUGGACAAGUUGACGAGAACAGCGAACCAUCGCUGGCCAUAGGGCACGACGUCUUUCGAAACCGGCAGCGUCUACUCGAGAGAAGGCGUCUGACCAACAUCGUGCUCGGAGCUCUCGCAGUCUGCUUACUUGUCUCAACCGUUACACUAGCUAUUCUGUAUGGUAAGCUCCUGCGACAUAGUCACAAUCUGGUGGAACCCGUCGUCGCGACGACCACCGUGACGGUGCACCACACCUCACAACGCACAACCACCUACUCGCUCCCCACACCCACCACAACUACCAGCACUAGCAGUGCAGUUGCGACCAAUUUACUACCACAGAUAGAGGUCACCACGGUCACCGCCAGCACGACGAACAUUGCCAUUUCCCCCGCCACGCCACAGCCAACCCAGUGCUGGCCUGGAUCCGUCUGGGGCGGCGCCGACCUUAGGAACGUCAACGAAGGGUACGCGGUGCUCAUGGGCGACGCGCUGAACCGGUCCGGACUCGGUCGGAAGGAACUUGUCACUGACUACGACCUUGUGGCCCUGCGGAGCAUCUUCCUCUGUGGCCAGGCCAUGGAACCGGGGGGACACGACACGUUGUGA